Molecule: messenger RNA, 1942 nt
Organism: Drosophila busckii
Lineage: Eukaryota; Metazoa; Arthropoda; Insecta; Diptera; Drosophilidae
Gene: Ir75c
Product: ionotropic receptor 75a
Exons: 6
Coding region: 1-1869 (622 amino acids)
Cellular component (GO): membrane
Molecular function (GO): ligand-gated monoatomic ion channel activity
Source: RefSeq, a predicted model, not a curated record
AUGGCAAAUUUGGCAUUGUUCAAUCUCAUUGUGUACAAUUUAUUGCAAAUUAAUUUACAAAAUGUCAUAAUAUUUCAUUGCUGGAAGCUCACAGCGCUUUAUCCAUUGGCCCAGCUAUUUUCGCAUAAUUCCAUAUUCUCGCAAUUUAUUUAUCUGAACCAGUCCCAUGAGAGUCUAGCUAAUUUUCACAAAGAAUAUUUGGAUAGCGAGCUGACCAAGCUGGGUGUCUUUUUGGACAUGAACUGUGCACACAGCGCGUUUAUAACUAAUCAAUCAAGUCGACAACGGAUCUUUACGCAUUAUUUCCAAUGGUCACUAUACGAUGAAACUGGCAACAUGACGCAGUUGGUGCAACAAUUUGAAAACGCAAAUCUGAGCAUUAAUGCGGAUGUUACUUAUAUUAAGCCAGCAAAGUUGCAUAAUGACAGCGUUUUUAUACUCUAUGAUGUUUACAACAAGGGCAGUCAUUUGGGUGGUAAACUAAACAUAACCAUCGAUCAGAGUGUUUACUGUAAUGAAAGCUCUUGUGUGCGGCAGCAUUAUUUGAGUGAUUUAUACAAGAGAACAAGAUUGCAACAGCGCAGCGAUUUGAGCGGCAUUACCUUUAGGCAUGCAGCUGUGGUAAGCAAAGUGCCCAUCAACUCAAGUGAGGACAAGCUGCUGGAGUUUUUGGAAAGCGAAAAUGAACCGCAUUGGGACUUUAUGUCGCGCAUGCUUUAUAAAUCGAAUGUGCAUCUACAGGAGCUGUUCAAAUUUAAUGUUAAAUUCCAUUGGAUGGAUCAGUGGAGCAUUAACGAUUAUAUAGGUGGUGCUAUGGGCGAGUUGGUUACGGAAGCUGCCGAAAUAUCUUCAACGCCUUUCGUUAUUUCACCAGCACGCUUGACUUAUAUAUUCCCAUUGACCGAUGUAACACAGUUUCGUUCGAUUUGCAUAUUUCGCACGCCUCACAAUGCGGGCAUACAGAUGGGCGUGUUUCUGGCGCCCUUUAAGCCAAGUGUGUGGCUAACCUUUGGCUGCCUGCUGCUGUUCUCCAGCCUGCUGCUCUGGCUUAUAUUUCGGCUCGAGCAUCGCUGGACGCAGCACUGUCUGCAGUACAUGCCAUCGAUACUGACGAGUUGCCUGAUUACCUUUGGCGCUGCUUGCAUACAAGGCUCCUACUUGAUACCACACUCGUCCGGCGGACGCUUGGCGUUCAUAGCGCUGAUGCUAACCUCGUUUCUAAUGUACAACUAUUAUACAUCGAUUGUGGUCUCCACGCUGUUGGGCUCGCCGGUGCGUUCAAAUAUCAAGACGAUGCAGCAGCUGGCGGAUAGCUCACUCGAUGUGGGCUUUGAAGACAUUGGCUUCACCAGAGUGUACUUGGAUAGUUCACCACGAGCGGAUAUACGCAGCUUGGUGCGGCAAAAAGUGGAGAAGCAUGACCCCAAAAGCAUUUGGCUAACAGGCAAGGAAGGCGUGCUGCGUGUUCGUGAUCAGCCCGGCUAUGUGUUUGUCUCGGAGACGACCUUUCUCUAUACUUUUGUGGAGAAAUAUUAUUUGCCACAUGAGAUAUGCGAACUAAAUGAAAUUAGUUUUCGUCCAGAGAGCGCACUCUAUGCUAUGAUACAUAUAAACUCCACAUAUCGGGAGCUGCUCAAGCAGGCCAUGGUGCGCAUGCUGGAGUCUGGCAUUACCUCCAAGCACAGACUCUUCUACAGCAAGUCCAAGCUGCACUGCUUCUCCAAUAAUUAUGUCAUCAAUGUGGGCAUGGAGUAUGCAGCGCCACUUUUUAUAGCUCUGCUUACAGCUUAUAUAGCAGCCAUAUUGAUUUUUGUCAUCGAGAUUGUUUGGGCCCGAUUGGGUAGGCGUCAACUACAGAGUGUAGAAUGAACUUAAGCAUAUUAUAUUCCGAAAUAUAAUAGCCCAAUUAGUCUCAUGACAAGUCCAUCAGUGACUGUCAGUA